AUGCCGCUCCACAGCCUGACAGGCAAUUACAGCGACUUAGUGGUGACGGGGGACGGUGAAGGUAUUUUUGGAGUGGACAGCCAGUUCCUUUAUGCCCUGAAACCACUGGACCGGGAGAAGCAGCCAUCUUACUCUCUGCAGGUUUCUUUCAGAGCAUCAGGGCAACUCCAGAGCUUCACGGUCGAAGUGUGCGUCAUAGACAAGAACGACAACGUGCCCACUUUCAUUCAGGAAAGCAUGCGAGGCAGCGUGCAGCUCGGCCUUCUCAAAGGGAUACCCUUCAUGCAGGUGGAGGCGCUGGACCGCGAUGACCGCAAGACCGCCCACGCCGAGCUACGAUUCCGCCUGAUGGAGCAGACCCCCAGGAUCCCCUCCCCUCAGAUGUUCUUCAUUGACUCCGUCACGGGAGAGGUUUCCCUCACAGAGGACGGAGCCUCCACACUGGACCCCGAGAUGUGCGGCAGAUACAAACUGUCAGUGAUGGUGAAGGACAUGGCGGGGAAGUCCAACGCCUUCUUCGCCACCGGCAUCGUUAUCGUGGAGGUGACCGGGAACACCUGGGCAUCGCCCGAUCCCGUCCGACUGCAGGAGAACCUCCCGGGACCCUAUCCCAUCCCCAUCUCCCAGGUGAAGUGGAGUGGAAGUCGAGCAGAGUACAGUCUGGAGGGGGAGUUUCCAGAGAUGCUCUUCACCAUCAGCAGGGAAGGAGUCAUUUGUCUCAACGCCCCCCUGGACAGAGAAACACAAGACCAGUUCCUGAUCAGCAUCGUGGUGGAGCGUCCAGACGGCCGAGCCAUCGCCAAACCGGUGGAGCUGAGGGUGAUGGUGGGCGACGCCAACGACAACAGACCCACCUUUCCACAGGCACAGUACCACACCGUGGUCAAGGAACUGGCAGCUCGAGGGACGGAAAUCUUGACGGUUCAGGCGGCCGACAACGACGACCCUAAGACCGACAACGUGCGGAUCUUUUAUCGCUUGGUGGGACAAAUCCCAGAGAGUCCUCGCGCUCUGUUCAGAGUGGACCGGGACUCUGGGGUCAUCUCUGUCCAAGCAGACAGCAUGGAGGGAACGGCCCCCCAGUACACACUCACCAUCACUGCUGAAGACGCUAAAGGUCUGAACAGUUCCUGCACGGUGGUGGUGACGGUGCAAGACGAGAACAACAACCCGCCGGUCUUCUCCCAACACGAGUACGGACCUUACCACAUCCCGGAAGAUGCUUCGGUGGGCACCAUAGUAACAGCUGUGCUGGCAGGCGACGCUGAUGUGCGAGGAGGCGACAGCUGGCAGGUCAACUACCGCUUCGAGUGUGGAAACGAGGAGGAGGUCUUCUCAUUGAUGACGGACAGGCAAACCAACGAGGUCUCACUUGUUCUUUCAAAGGUUCUCGACUUUGAGCGUGAGAGCGAGUACAUCCUGGUUCUAAGUGUCCAGAAUCCGGUGGCUUUGGUCCGGGGCCGCUACGGUCCAUCAUCCACAGCAACAGUAUCGAUCUACGUCGACGACGUCAAUGAAGGUCCCAUUCUGUCCCAAAGCCAUUACGAGGUGACGGUCAGAGAGGGCGAGGAACCGGGCCGCGUGAUCGCCACUAUCCGAGGCUACGACCCCGACUCUCACCCCAUCAGGUAUUCUCUUCAAGGGGACACCAAGAAGUACUUUUCGAUCGGGAAAUAUUCCGGGGAAUUGAAGACUGUGCAGGCCUUGGACCGAGAGGAGAACAGCACAUACACCAUGGAGGUCAUUGCAGUGGAUGGACGAAACUCUUCCUUAUCCGCUUCAACUUUGGUCACGGUCCAAAUCCUGGACGUGAACGACAACAGUCCGGUGCUGGUGGGUGACUACUCCUGGAAGUACUUGUGUACGCCGCGCUGGGAAGACCAAGCCCUGGUGCUGGCCUCCCGGGACAGCGACGGCCCGCAACACGGAGGAAGACUCAACUUCUCCCUACGGAGCGACGCCACGGUCCGGCGCAACUGGAAGCUCACACCCAUCAAUGAUACUCACACCAACCUGUCCCUGAACACACCAUAUCUGGCCCCUGAGGUUUACACGGUGCCCUUCACCAUCUCUGACAGCAGCUCCCCCCCCAGAAGCACCUUCAUCAACUUACCGGUGACCGUGUGCCCUUGCAACAUCAGGGGGAACUGCAAAAUGCCGGCCAAGCAGCUGCCGGGCAUGCCGACUAUCCAGUCUGCCGUGGGCAUCCUGCUCGGCACUUUUGCAGUCAUAGGGACCAUCCUCGUCGUGGUGUUUGUGAGGAUGUCUUACCAGAACCCCAAAGAGCCGAGUAAAACCACGAGCCAGGAGAGAAUCCCUCUGAAAAUAUCCAUCUAGCGGCAUAGCUCGGUUGGCAGAGUGGCCGUGCCGGCAACUCGAGGGUUCCAGGUUCGAUUCCCGCUUCCGCCAUCCUAGUCACUGCCGUUGUGUCCUUGGGCAAGACACUUUACCCACCUGCUCCUCAGUGCCACCCACACUGGUUUAAAUGUAACUUAGAUAUUGGGUUUCACCAUGCAAAGCGCUUUGAGUCACUAGAGAAAAGCGCUAUAUAAAUCUAAUUCACUUCACUUCACAUCUAAACCCGACGACCACCCGCCAUUGCUCGUAUGCCGCUGAUGAAAAAUCAUAACGUCUUUCUAUACUCAAAGUUCAGUAAAAAGCAGAUGUAAAAACUUGCUCAUAGGCCUCCCUUUGUUGCUGUUGUUAGACAUGUUUGUAUUUAACAUUUUGCUUGUAGUCUUAAUUUGUUUUUUUAACUAAUGGAUUAUUCUUGUACACCCUUGAUCAGAUAAAAAAAAAAAAAUGACAUGUUGAUUGAGUUUGUUUUUUUUAUAAUUUCCUAAGCUAAUUAAACCAGCCUUUUAAUUCAAAUAGAUCAAGUUUAAACACGCUGCUUUGACCGUCAAUUUAUUUUUGUUCAUGUUUCGCCAGCAAUAAUUUCACCUUGUCUAAAGGGCAAAAGUUUAUUUAACAUUUCUAGUGAGGGGCAUUUUGUACUCCCUCGUCCCAGGAAGAAUGUUUUGCGGAAAUCUUUUAUUUAUAGAUCUGUAUCGCUCUGGAAUAACCUGCCUCGAAUUCUCACCGGCAUUGAAAGUAAACAGGUCUUUAAAAGGAAAGUAAUAUUUUAUCUGAGUCUUUAAAUUAGUUUGCUUGUUGAUGAUUUUGUUUGGUUUUGUAUUGUGUAGUUAUAUUUAUAUGGUCAUUAUUAUUCUGUGACUGUAAAUUGUUUGCUUGUUUUCUUAUUGAUGCUUUUAUUUUUUUUCUGUAUUGUGUAGUUAUAAUUAUAUGCUUUUACUUGUAAUUGUAUUGGGUUUGUGGACCCCAGGAAGACUAGUGGGUUGUUGUGGCAACCAGCUAAUGGGGAUCCUUAAUAAAAAUCAAAUCAAAUGUAUAACUUUUUUUUUUUUACACUUUUUUUUAAAUUUGUGUGAGUCUGUAAGACAAUUUUUAUCCUACUUGACUCAAACUUAAAUGUUAUGAUACUAAU
Messenger RNA from Entelurus aequoreus (snake pipefish), 3487 nucleotides. Its product is annotated as cadherin-17-like. NCBI's taxonomy places the organism in Eukaryota, Metazoa, Chordata, Actinopteri, Syngnathiformes, Syngnathidae. Bases 1 to 2337 code for a protein of 778 amino acids. Gene Ontology annotation, biological process: calcium-dependent cell-cell adhesion; multicellular organism development; cell morphogenesis. The record is from RefSeq and is a predicted model, not a curated record. Gene Ontology annotation, molecular function: cadherin binding; calcium ion binding. The transcript has 16 exons. Gene Ontology annotation, cellular component: adherens junction; plasma membrane; catenin complex.